AUGGGUGACUACAACCGCAGAGGUGGAGGCGGCCGUAAGCGCUACAGAGACGACAACGACGACGAUGAUUAUUACCGCCGCCAACGUCCCUCAGCUGCCGAGGCUUCCCUCGGUAAGAUUCGACGAGAAUUGGUCGGCUUGGCGGAUCCACAUCCUAAUGCGCGACUUGAUGAGGAUAUCUCCUAUAUUGCCAAGGUGAUUGCGGGUGAAUUGGACCAGGUGGAGUUCAGGACGGGUUUCUUGGAGGUGCUGAAGGGGUGUAUCCUGGAGUUGCCGUUCAAGAUUCCGCACUUUGCCAGCGUGGUUGUGGUUGCAAAUGCGAGAUAUUCGGUUGUUGGACAGACCGUGUUGGAGUACAUUUUGCCCGCGUUGCAGAAGUCUAUCGAUUCUGGGGAGUGGAGCAAGGUGAAGCUCUUGUUGCGAUUCCUGGCACAGUGUGGACAAAUGAUCGAUGGACGAGGGAUUACCGAGGUUUUGGAGAACAUGGCGGCGCUGGUUGAAAAGGGCCCUCGCUCGACCUACUUUGAUGAGUUGGCCUCAAUCAUCCUUCUCACUAUCCCGUACGCCGCGUCGGCCUUGAACUUCACCGGUGAGCAACAUCCCGAAGUUCAGUCUAUCCUCGACAAACUCACGCCUUACUUCAACUCCCGCUCCGUCGAUUUCUCUCUGAACUGUCAUUACCUCGUCGACGAGGCUCCCUACACCCAGACCGAAUCCCUCGUCCUCCUUUGGCAACAGAUCACUGAGCAGCAGAAGACUGGAUGGAACUUGGCCUACCUUCCAAAUCCCCAAAGCCGAUUCAUUUCUGAGCUUGAGGCCGGAAAGAAGCACCCGCUCGGCGAGAUCAACUUCCCCGAGGCAUCUGAGAAGGCGACCUACAUUCCUGAACCCCACCUUCAGAUCUUCAUUUCCCAGGAGAUCCAGUCCGUCCCUUCAUCUACUGACCUGGCCUCUUGCCUUCUUCGUGAUGUUGUCUAUGAUGGCGUUGACGCCCUGGAGUUUAACCGUAAAGAAGGAUCCCGGUAUCUCGCUGACAUGGACGCGUACUUUCCCUUCGGCGCAUUCGCUCCCCGUGCGAUUCCAUACGACAAAUUGGGCGAGGACCCAAGUCCAUCGAAGUGGAAGUGCGAAGAUAUUGUCGUUGAGGGAAUUUUGGCGAGGAUGCUCAGGUUGCCUUCGCCCCCCUGUCGGGCGGUGUACUAUCAGGCCCUCCUGAUCGAGAUGUGCAAGUACGCACCUGGCGCCAUUGCUCCCGUCAUGGGUCGUGCUGUCCGAUUCUUGUACGCGGAUCUGGAUAAGUUUGAUGCGGAGGUGGUCUAUCGGUUCUACGAUUGGUUGAGUGUUCACUUUUCUAACUUCCAGUUCAUGUGGCGAUGGGAUGACUGGGCUGGUGACUUGGGCUUGGACGACUUGCACCCCAAGAAGGUCUUCGUGAAGGAGUUGUUGGAGAAAGAGAUUAGGCUGUCGUAUCAUGCUAGGAUCAAGGGUACCCUUCCUGAGGCAUUCGUGGAGGUUAUUGGAGCGGAGCAGGCGACGCCUGAGUUCAAGUAUGCGGAUAAUGAGGAUGUCAAAGUUUUGUUGGAGAUGAUUCGGACGAAGAAGCCUGCGGACGAGAUUGAGACGCAGUUGAAGAAGGUUGAGGACAAGGCUGAGGGUACGGAGCAGGAGAAGGCAAGGAAGGCACAACACGUGUUGGUGCAGUGUGUUCUUCAGCUCGGUGAGAAAUCUUUCUCGCACGCUCUCAAUACUUUCGAGAGGUCUUUGCCUGUUCUUUUGGCGCGUUGUGCGUCGAGUACUGAGGCGAGAAGGUUCACGGUUGGCUGCGUGAUGGAGUACUGGGCUCCUCAACCUUCCAUCGGAGCUACUCUCUUGGACAAGUUGUUGAACUACACUGUGCUUAACCCGUUGGCUGUCGUAGAGUGGUUCUUCACCGAAGGAGACGUGGAGUUGGCGUGCAGAAGUCAUGCGUGGGAGGCGUUGGAAACCACCCUUGACAAGGUCAACAACCGCGUUAUUCAAGUCCGUGAACGUGCUGAGCAGGCGCGUGCUGCUGGCUUGUCUGAGGAGGAUGAGUCCAAGAUGCAGGCGACACUCGACAACGUACAUGCUGAGCAGGCUGACGUCUGGCGUACAAUUUUCAGGUCGUACACUUCGUUCGUGGAGAGGGCUGGCAGAGCGGAGGACGGGGCCAGUGAGGAGCGGGUACAGUGGAGAGUUAAGUGGGCGAAGGGCUGGUAUAAGGCUGUGGUGAGAAGGUACUUUGAGGCGGAGAAAGAGUUGAAGGGUGUUUUGGAUUCCGUGGUGCAGGAGGCUGGGGAGGAAGCCAAGGACUUGUAUGAAAAGGCCAUCUCUUUGUGA
Messenger RNA from Saitoella complicata NRRL Y-17804, 2358 nucleotides. RefSeq lists its product as uncharacterized. NCBI's taxonomy places the organism in Eukaryota, Fungi, Ascomycota, Saitoellomycetes, Saitoellales, Saitoellaceae. Bases 1 to 2358 code for a protein of 785 amino acids. The record is from RefSeq and is a predicted model, not a curated record. Gene Ontology annotation, molecular function: mRNA binding; RNA cap binding. Gene Ontology annotation, biological process: mRNA export from nucleus; nuclear-transcribed mRNA catabolic process, nonsense-mediated decay. The transcript has a single exon. Gene Ontology annotation, cellular component: nuclear cap binding complex; nucleus.